Molecule: messenger RNA, 1316 nt
Organism: Branchiostoma belcheri (Belcher's lancelet)
Lineage: Eukaryota; Metazoa; Chordata; Leptocardii; Amphioxiformes; Branchiostomatidae
Product: very-long-chain 3-oxoacyl-CoA reductase-B-like
Exons: 11
Coding region: 8-955 (315 amino acids)
Cellular component (GO): endoplasmic reticulum
Molecular function (GO): oxidoreductase activity
Source: RefSeq, a predicted model, not a curated record
GGACAACAUGGCGCUGUUCGUCGACAGUUCGCUGGAACUUGUCGGGAUAGUUGCACUGUCGUAUAUCGGCCUCAAGGUGUCGUGGGGCAUUUGGCAGACAGUAAGACUCUACCUGCUUUCUGGACCUCUUGGGCUGUCCCUGGACUUUCGAAAUUACGCAGGAAGGUGGGCAGUUGUUACAGGCUCCUCCGAUGGAAUAGGCAAGGAAUAUGCAGAACAGCUCGCAGCUCGUGGGUUGAACAUUGUCCUGAUCAGCCGAUCAGAAGAUAAACUGAAGACUGUAGCAGCAAACAUAGAAGAAAAAUCCAGUGUCCAAACAAAGAUAGUCGUUGCAGACUUUGGUUCAACUGAAAUCUACGACAACAUCAAACAUCAGUUGGAGGGACUCGACAUUGCCUGUCUUGUGAACAAUGUAGGCACGGGAGCACCCGCAGAUUUCUUCCUAGGCAUAGAUGAGAAGAUGUAUGACCAGAUGGUGAAUGUCAAUGUGAUGUCCAUGAUCAAGAUGACCAGGAUUGUGCUGCCAGGAAUGGUGGAGCGGAAACAUGGCGUGGUCAUCAACAUCUCCUCUACCUCGUGUACGGUUCCCUUUCCUCUGCUGACUAUCUACGCAGCCACCAAGGCCUUUGUGACGCACUUCUCUCGUAGUUUGGCCGUGGAGUACAAGGGAAAGGGUAUCAUUGUACAGACUGUCAUCCCCGGGACUGUGUCCACAAACAUGAGCGACAACCAACCCGUCAACGCGACCAUCCCCACCCCGGCGGAUUUCGUUCGCUCUGCCCUGACAACAGUCGGGCUCACGGGGCUAACCUGUGGCUACUUCGCACAUUCUUUGCAGCUGUGGAUCGCGAGCCUGUUUCCCCAGGAGAUGUUCGCCACCAGGGUGCUGCUGCCUCUGAUGACCAUGUACCAAAAUACCGGCACGAAGACGGCACAGCAGAAGAAGGAAAAGUAAAGCAGCGCUGCAGGCACAUUGCUGUGUCCUUUCACAUAUGUGAUCACGAAAUAUCAAAACUGUAAAUUCCGCUGCAGUACUAUGGCAAAAUCUAAACGUUUGAACGCCCACCUUUCAUUAUUACAGCUUAUUAAGAACCUUUUCAAUUCCUUAUAAUGUCAUCAUCAUAAUCUGAUAAUGUAAUUGUAUACAUGUUUUUUAUUAUUUGUUAUCAUGUUGAUCAUUUAAUAUACUAGUAGAUAUAGAUUUAUUAUCAUGUUGAUCAUGUAAUAUAUAGAUUAUGCUUAAAAUGUGCAAUUCAGCCUCUUUGUAUACAAAUGAAGCUGCCAUGUAUUUUAAUAUGUAAAUGAACGAAGUCAAU